UUCCGGGAAAACAAUAACAUGAUUUUUGUCCAACAAAAUGCACAAGCAAAAGCAAGCUGUUAAUAGCAUAAAGCCACCGAAGUUACAGAUUUUUUCUCUUGAUAUGUAAAUGAAGAUUACAACUUUAUUCAUUUAUAGAGAAAACAACGACUGUCACCUUAUAUAGUUUAUGCUUGAUUUAUGAUGAAUCGUGAGCAUUGUAGACGACUACAUGUCGACCCAGAUACCAAUAUUGGUGAUUUAUCAAGUAGAUUUAUGCUCAAAUUACGUGAUGAUCUAGAUUCUAACCCAGAAACAUGUAACUGGAGAGCAUUGUUAGAUAAGGCAGCUGAUAAUCCAAAUUAUAGAUUUAGUAGUGCAGAUGUAGAGAGAAAGUUUGGAAGCCAAGUUUAUAAUGGUAGUCCUAGUAAUAAGAUGUUAUGGGAACUUGGAUCCAUGGGAAUGACUGCUGCUGAGCUGGUUGACUGUCUAGAUAAGUUAAAAUUGGAAAGUAUUCUUAUGGAUAUAAAGAAAUAUGAGCCAAUUGUAAUUAUUAAUCAACCAGCUGAAAGAAAAACUGUAAAUAAAGGAGAAGUUUUAGAACUAGAAGUCAAAGCUAUAGGUUUCCCUUAUCCUCGUUACCAGUGGUUCAAAGAGAAUCAAAAAGACUGGGAUAUCUUAGAUAAAGAAAAAAGCAGCAUACUCAGAAUUAGAAAUGUCAGUAUGUCAGAUGCAGGUGUGUAUUGUUGUCGACUACACAAUGGGGAUAUUAACUCACAAGUAGAGUUUACAGAUCAGUCUACAGUUGUGGUAGAGAUGAGUAAGGACCCUGGGGCAUAUAAAGAUACCUUUGACGAUAGACCAUCUAGAUAUGAUUUGAUUCCAUCAUUUGAAGUACAACCUAAGAAUGUCACUGUACAGAUUUGUGAUGGUUUUAUUCUAGAAUGUAGAGUUCUUAGUAAAUAUCCUGUUAUCUAUGAUUGGUAUAAAAACCAUGAGAUAAUUAAAAGAUCUGAUCAGCCAUUUUAUGAGGUGAAAGCUGCAUAUAAAGCAGACAUGGGAACAUAUGAAUGCCGAGCCAGAAACCAGUUAGGGGAAACAAUGAGUGAUGUAGUAAAAGUUACAGUUAUGUUGGGUAAAACUGAAGAGCCAUUGGUCGACCCUGUAGGACCAACAGAGAUAGAGAUUAUAUCCAAUCCUAAAACAGUGAUUAUAGAGUUUGGUGGGGAUUGUUUAUUUAGUUGUGAAGCCAGAUGUAGCAUACCUCUAGUAUACCAGUGGUUAAAAGAUGGUGUUCCUAUUGAGGGUGAAAUAAAACCUUCUUUAGUAUUGAAGAAAAUACAGAAUUAUGACCACCAGGGGUUGUACACAUGCAUGGUUUCAAUACCAGGAACAAAAAAUAUCAGAUUGUCAUACCCUGCCAGUCUAUCUAUAAAGACCAAUGAUAAACCAGAGUUCAAUCCUAGCGACAAAGUUGCUCUACUUAUUGGAAACUUUGACUAUAGAUGUGAGUCACCAUUAAGUGCUCCAAAGUCUGAUGUUUACACCAUGGCUGAAAUAUUCAGAAGUUUAGACUUCAAAGUUGUUUCUUUGCUUAAUUUAACAAAAUUGGAAAUGCAGUCUGCCGUUGAGGAAUUUGUCAAAUUGAUAGGUAGUGAGGUAUAUGCUGUAUUUUAUUUUUGUGGACAUGGUUUUGAGGAGGAAGCUAAAUGUUACCUUGUUCCCCCUGAUGCUAGACAUGGAUAUACAAUAGAAGACUGUGUGUGUGCUGAGGAUGUGUUAAGUCAGAUGCAGAAUUACACAGAAACAUCACCAGCUCUGAUUGUACUCAUACUGGACAUCUGUAGAAUCAGGAAUUUGCAACCACCUACAAAUCGAGAGCAGGAUGCAAUGUGUUCUAAUCUAAGCAACGUUCCAAUGAAAGGCAACACAGUAUUUUGCUAUGCCACGAGCAAAGGAAUGUAUGCCUAUGAAGAUAUUCAUAAUGGAAUAUUAGUUAAAUAUUUGAAGAAAUAUCUUCCAAAACAGAUGAGUGUUUUAGAUGUUUUCACAAGUGUACAAGAAGAAAUUGGAAAGGAAUCUCAAUACUACCACAUUCAGAUACCAGAAAUAAAGUCUAACUUAUUACAACCUAGACGAUCUCUUGCAGAUAGGAUAUCUACAAAAGGCCAUACUAAAGCUUACAAUCAGAGAACAUUGCUGUGGAACAAUGCUCAUGAAAAGCCACCAUCAAAAGAGAUAGAAAUUCCAGCAAUAAAUGGGAAAGUUUUGUUAGAGUUUCAAACAGAAUUUUCUAAUAUGCUGACAAUAUUCUGUACAGUUAUGCCGAUGACAAUGGGGAAGUCCCUAAAGUAUCAUUUAGGAUGUAUUGCUCAUUUACCCAAGACAAUAUCAAUAUUUGGGAGUGUAAGUCAGGUUCAUGAUGACCCACCUAAGACAAAGAUUGUUUUACAAGACUUGCAGAAAUUAACAAAAGAUUUAGAAGUUCAAGUAUUUGUUGUGAAUACAGAGACAAAACAGAGAUAUGAAGGUCCAAAAGUCAACUUAGGCAAACCUUUAGUUGGAAUUUUAGAUUUGUGGAAACCAAGACGACAACCAAUCGAAUGUAGUGAAUCAAUGUGAAUAGUAUCAGUAUUGAAACAUCAACAACCAACAAUAUUAGGAAUGAAUCAAUUUGACUUCCUGCAUUUAUUAUUAUGACUAACCAGAUAAUAUGUUGUAUGAGAUAGCUGUAAGAUAUGUUACCAACUUGUAUUAGAUAUUAUGUUUGUAAUACUCUGAUAAAAAGGGUAAAUACUGGUUAAAAUCUGACAUUAGAAUUGCAUGUAUUAACCAAUGUUGAUGAAAAGCUAUCACAUUCCAACUUUGACAUUCCUAUUUUUCCUAAAUUUUUCAAAAGUGAGUUAGAAUGAGUCAAUUUUUGUUCUAAACAUAGAGAUCUGUCCAUAUUUCCUACCAUGCCACCUUUAUAUUCAUGUUAACAGUAGUUGCAUAGGUUUUUGUACUUCUUUAACAUUCCUGGGAACUAACUACACAGAUUUUAAUUUUGAUGGUAUUAUUUGGGGAUAGGAUAUUGGAAAGAUCUUUUUUAAAAUGCCCUUUUAUAUAUUUUUUUAUGUUAGAAAACUAACUUUUUUUUUAUGACAGUGCUUUGUUUUCUGCAAUGGGUCACAAACCAUUGAGUCAAUGUAUAUAUCCCUUUAUUUUUAAUGAUGAAUAUUCUGUGAAGCACCAUGCCUCAUUUCACUCUUUUACAACCAACAAUAUGUCAGCUCAUUAUAUCACUACAUGGAUAUACUAUCUAUUAAAGUAUCUAUGAUUGUUCAAUAUCAGUCACAUAUAUUUUAUAUUAAACUGAAAUUUUAAAAGAUUUCUUGUUAAGGUCAUUGCAAAGUACUUCAUUUUCAUCCAGCGGCCAGUUGUAUGUUUGAUAUUUUUUGCUCUAAAGUAUUUGAAUUUUUAUGACACUUUAUUAAAUUUUUAAUUCCCUCUAUUAAAUGAUUACAUGUACAUGUUCAUUUUCAACAUGAUCCUGUUAAACAGAACAAAGUGAAAUGUAUAAACACACCUCAUUUAAAUGUGUAUGUUGUAAGCUUAACUAUAUUUAAUUGUUAUUGUUUUGUACUAGUAUAUUGUUUGUUGAUAGAUUUUCUGUUUUGUUGGAAGGAUCUAAUAGUAUCUAAAAUAUAGUAUUUUCUAAUGUGU
Molecule: messenger RNA, 3684 nt
Organism: Mytilus trossulus (common blue mussel)
Lineage: Eukaryota; Metazoa; Mollusca; Bivalvia; Mytilida; Mytilidae
Product: mucosa-associated lymphoid tissue lymphoma translocation protein 1-like
Exons: 18
Coding region: 181-2601 (806 amino acids)
Biological process (GO): proteolysis
Molecular function (GO): cysteine-type endopeptidase activity
Source: RefSeq, a predicted model, not a curated record